AUGGCCUCAUAAUUAUUAGAAAAGUUAUUCUAAAAUAACCCUCAUUUGAAUGAAAUUUAAAAAGAUCGAAUUGCAGAAACAUUAUAAUACUUAGAGUAACAUAAAAUUUCACUUUUGUUUGAAGUAAUUAUUUAAGAUGAUUAAAUUUAGGAAUUAUUGUCUUAAUUAAUAUUUGAAAUGAGCAAUUAACCUAGAAAAACACUAUUAGAUGCACUUAAAAAUUAUAAAAAUUAAUAAUUCUUUGACACAUCUGAUUAUGAAGUAAUUUUUGAACAUUUUGAUAUAUUUAAUGAUAAAACUGUCAAGAUUAAUUCAAUUAGAUAGGGAUUAUAAAUAAUUGGUAUUACAAAAUCAGAAGAAGAAAUUAAUUAAAAAUAUUAAUCUAUUUUAAAAAAAGGAUUCCUAAAUAAAAAUGAAUUUAUUGAUAUUAUGAAAAAUGAAUAUACUUAAAGAUGA
This is a messenger RNA of Paramecium pentaurelia, 456 nucleotides long. NCBI's taxonomy places the organism in Eukaryota, Ciliophora, Oligohymenophorea, Peniculida, Parameciidae. The record is from the annotation of a GenBank genome assembly.